CUAGUGCGGUUCUGGACGGUCAACGCGGCAAGACUAUAAAGGAGACCACGGCACGACGGAAAAAUUCCACAUCAACCAACUCCCUCAACGACAUCGAGCCUCACCGCCUCGCAUAGAACCUAGACACAAUGGCUUCCUCCUCUGUCCGCUCUCUCUUCUCGCGCGCCGCGCCCAAGGCCACCAAGGAGGCCGCCAAGAAGGUCUCUUCCCCUCCCGCGACCCAGACCCGCAGCCUCGCGACCACUGCCGACGUGCCCACUGGCGCUGGCUUCUGGGACGCUGUCAAGGCCCGCCGCACCUACUACAACCUCCAGAACAAGUCGAGCGUCUCGGAUGCCCGCCUCGAGGAGAUUGUCGCCGAGGCGCUCAAGUACGGCCCUUCGGCGUUCAACAUCCAGAGCACCCGCGCUGUCCUCGUCCUCGGCGACAAGCACAAGCAGGUCUGGGACGUCAUCUACGACUCGCACAAGCCCAACAUGGGCGACGAGGCGGCGCAGAAGGCGCAGAAGGAGAAGUUUGACGCCGUCUACCGCGGCGGCUACGCCACCAUCUGCUUCUUCGAGGACACGGUCACGACCGACAAGUUCCUCGAGACGAUGCCCUUCCUCAAGGGGAAGUUCCCCCUCUGGACCGCCAACACGGCCGGCAUCGCCCAGUACAUUGUCUGGGCGGGCCUCGCCGCCGAGGGCAUGGGCGCCAACCUGCAGCACUACAGCCAGUUCCACGACGACAACCAGGCCGCCAUCAACAAGUUCCUCGGCGUCCCCGAGUCGUGGGUCGGCACCGCGCAGAUGGUCGUCGGCGUCCCCUCUGACCGCGGCGCACCCGGCGCUCCCGAGUUCCCCAAGACGUGGAACCCUACCAGCGACAAGCUCAAGGUUGUGCAGUAAGCGACUGAGUGACCGAGCGCUCGCUCCUUCGCUCCCUCCCUCGCACGCACGCCUUGUCCGUCCGACAGAACAGAAUAUGUUUAUAGAGCUAGACCCAUAAUGCAUCCUGUAGAAUAGCAUGUCAACCAUUCGCCUCCUCCUCUUCACUGCUCUCCUCGCUCUCGCACUCGCGUACCACCUCUACUCCUCUUCCAAGAUGACCAACGCCCUCUUCAACUCGCCCAUCGAGCAGGCCAUCACCGCCCGCCGCACCUACUACGGCCUCACCAACAAGCCCCUCCCCAUCUCGGACGCCGACGUCCAGAAGAUUGUCGAGGAGGCGAUCAAGCACACCCCCUCGUCGUUCAACACGCAGACCUCGCGCGCUGUCCUCGUCCUCGGCGACAAGAACAAGCAGCUCUGGGACGCCAUCUGGGCCGCCCAGAAGGAGCUCCUCCCCGAGGCCGCCCAGGCAGGCUUCAAGGAGAAGUUUGACAACGCCUACUCGUCGGGCCACGGCACCGUCGUCUUCUUCGAGGACGCCGAGGGCAUCAAGAAGUUCAUCGACGGCUCGGCCGCGUUCGCCGCCAACAUCCCCACCUGGUCGGCCAACACCAACGGUAUCGCCCAGUACAUUGUCUGGUCGACCCUCGCGACCCACGGCAUCGGCGCCAACCUCCAGCACUACGGCCAGAACGUCGCCCCCGUCCAGGCCGCCAUCCAGAAGUUCCUCGGCGUCCCCGAGUCGUGGACCCUCGUCGCCGAGCUCCCCUUCGGCGUCGCCGCCGGCGAGCCCGGCUACCCCGGCGUCCCCAAGGCCUUCAACCCCAUCGAGGACCGCGUCAAGGUCGUCGCCUAA
This is a messenger RNA of Vanrija pseudolonga, 1728 nucleotides long. RefSeq names its product Fatty acid repression mutant protein 2. The record is from RefSeq and is a predicted model, not a curated record. Gene Ontology annotation, biological process: cellular response to oxidative stress. Bases 1009 to 1728 code for a protein of 239 amino acids. Gene Ontology annotation, molecular function: oxidoreductase activity. NCBI's taxonomy places the organism in Eukaryota, Fungi, Basidiomycota, Tremellomycetes, Trichosporonales, Trichosporonaceae. The transcript has 4 exons.